AUGCCCAACUGGAGCCCACCCCAGCCUGUUGUACUCCCGCCCCCCUGUCGGACACACGCCCACAUAGUGCUGAUACAAUUCAGGAGGCGUUUGUGCGCCUAUGGCGAUCAGUGGGGCUUUGACUCGAUUGUCAGCCGCUUGACCGAGAUGCCGCCCCAAAUGACAGGCAGGAUCUAA
Molecule: messenger RNA, 177 nt
Organism: Pyricularia grisea
Lineage: Eukaryota; Fungi; Ascomycota; Sordariomycetes; Magnaporthales; Pyriculariaceae
Exons: 2
Coding region: 1-177 (58 amino acids)
Source: RefSeq, a predicted model, not a curated record